AUGCCAGCCUCCCAUCUUCAGACUCCAACUUCAGUGUUGAACUUCAUUCAUUCAUUCCCCCACUUUCCACUCUGCUUACUUCUGCUCCUUCUAAUCACCGUCGCUGGCUGGCCCGGUCAAUCAUCGAAAGGAAAGGCGGACGCGGCCGCCGUCGUCCAUCCCUCACUGUACAGCGCCGCCGACCGCCCCUUGACCAUCCUCUCGACGGCCAACUUCAGCCGCUUCGUGGUGGACCUGCACGCCGACGGGCGGCGGCUGCAGCUGGUGCAGUUCUACAACUCAUUCUGCGGCCAUUGCAUCAGCUUCGCGCCCUCCUUCCGCCAGUUCCUGCGCAGUAUCACCCGCUGGACGGAGCUGCUGAGCGUGGCCGCCGUUGACUGCUCCAUCGAGAGCAAUAGGCCCGUCUGCACCGACUACGACGUGGAGUUCUACCCGACGCUGCGGAUGUUCUGGUUCAGGCCGGCGGGGAAGGCCCAGGAGAAGGGCGACAAUCUGCAUUUGGGCGGCAAACAGGAGGCGGCCGACCUGCGCCAGCACGUGCUCAAGUGGAUCACCGACAAUUGGAAGCGGGGCAACAUAUCAGCAGGGUGGCCGCAGUUUCCGCCUCUCACUGCGGACAGCAAAGAAGCGCUGGUGGAGAAGUUGAAGAAGGAAUCAAAAGGUGGAGGAGGUGGGGAGGGACAUGGCAAUCAAACGGUGCUCAUUUUCGUUGAAAAGGAUGCCUCAUUCUUCGGUAGAGAGAUGAUGAUGAAUCUCAGCCGGUACAGUGGACAGCAACUUCGUCUGUACCGCAUGGUCGAAUCGAACAUUCGCCUGCUGGAUCAGAUUCUCCCGCGGUCGCUGGACCACUUUCAGCUGCCCUUUAUCGUUCACUUCAGACCGAAGGAUGGCCAGUUUAAUGUUCUACUCAAACCUGUGAUGAUAAAGACCGACCCUGGCGAGUACUUUGGCAAGGUGAUUCGCGAAGAGUUUCUUAAGAACGUGGUGGAAGCCGAAGAACCCGUUGAAGAAGUGGCACCCGUAACUGAUGGCACAAAGCACGAACUUCAGCAGUACUCCUCGCGGGUGUUCAUGUCCGACCUGAACAAUGCCAUUCGCUUUGCGCUCUUCCACGAGGUGCCCAUGCGCAAGUACCUCAGUCUGGAGCAGGUGGACGCGCUGAUUCGCUUUCUGGGCGUCCUCUACGAGAACUACCACUUUCAGGAGGAGAAGACGAAGAAGUUUGUGGAGAGCGCACAGAAGUACCUCCAGCGAAAGCUGAACACGCUGAAGAAGGAGCAGGCUGGCAGAGGAGGAGGUGGCAAAGCAGUGGCCGCCGCCAGCAAGCCCAUUCGAAUGGAGGUGGAGGACCUGCUGGAGUCGCUGAAGAUGUACGAGGACUACUUUCACCUGCCGGAGAUGAAACCGUGGCGAGCCUGCGCCGAGGUGGCCGGCUCUCCGGGAAAGCGCGCCUACCCCUGCUCCCUGUGGACGCUCUUUCACGUGCUGACGGUGGCGGAGUACCGGCGGUCGGUGCGGCAGCGCUCCCAGUGGGCCUCCCUGCACGCCUCCCUCUACGCCAUGCGCGGCUACGUCACCGCCUUCUUCGGCUGCACCGACUGCGCCCGCCACUUCGGGGCGAUGGCCAGCGGACUGGAAAAUGAGCUGACGGUGGCCAACGCCUCUGUCCUCUGGCUCUGGGCAGCGCACAACAGCGUGAACGCGCGGCUGAAGGGCGGCGCCUCGGAGGUGGCGGCGCUGCCGAAGCGGCAGUUUCCCACCUUCAAGGAGUGUCCGCAGUGCUACAAGGCUGAGCCUCCUUCCUCCCCAGAUGACCCACUGCUUCGAAAUGCGACCCUCUACAGACAGCGGUACUACGAUGAGCCCAAGGUGCUGCAGUUUCUGGUCGAGUUUUACGCCGCAGAGAGGCUGGUGCCCGACAAGUCGGAGUAUGAUUUGGUGGAGGGUGGUGAGGAGUUGGGCAGUGUGAAGAAGGUGGCAAAUGAGGGUUAUCAAAGUGGGGAUGGUGAUCACCACCACAAUCCAAGUCAUCAGAGUCACUCCAAGCCGAUCAUGCUCUCCUUUGUGCCCUUCACCAGCACCGACUACAGCAUCAUCAUCGUCUUCUACUUCGUCUCAGUGGCACUGCUGCUCUCGCUGUGCGCCUUCUUCAAGAUUAGGCGAGCGAGGAACAGCCGAAAGCCGUUUUCACUUCUUCCCUGA
Messenger RNA from Rhagoletis zephyria (snowberry fruit fly), 2202 nucleotides. The record is from RefSeq and is a predicted model, not a curated record. Lineage: Eukaryota; Metazoa; Arthropoda; Insecta; Diptera; Tephritidae.